UAGGACUCGCACUCUAUCCAUCCAAAAACUCUAUAAAACCUCCUUUCUCCUCUAACCCUCAAUUCUUCUUCCCAAAAACUCUAUCAAACUCUUCUUUGCUCUUUGCUCCUCCCAUUUAAAAAUUGUUGACAUGGAUCCGAGCACGAGCAAGGAAUUAAAGGGAAAUCGAAACAGUAUGAUUUUUCGUGCUGACAAGAUCGAUCUCAAGAGCUUAGAUUUGCAAUUGAACAAAGUAUGGUCUAAGAAUUUCGAAACGCAGAAGAAAACAAGAGAGCCGUGGGAGAUCGAUCCUACUAAGUUAGAACUUGUCAAACUCAUAGCUCAGGGAAGCUACGGCACAAUUUACCGCGCCACUUAUGAUGGCCAGGACGUCGCAGUUAAGUUGUUGGAUUGGGAGGAUGGCACAAGAACAGCUGCUGAAGCAGCCGAGAUUCGAUCCUUAUUCAGAAAGGAGGUUGCGGUUUGGCACAAGCUCAGCCAUCCAAACAUCACAGAUUUUGUUGGCGCGUCGAUGGGGUUGCCACAGCUGAAAAUUCCCGUGAAAGACUCAUCGGACCGCUACACAAACGUUCCGCCAUUGUCAUGUUGUGUUGUGGUAGAGUAUCUGUCGGGUGGCACGUUGAAGCACUAUUUAUUCCAAAAUAGAAUAAAGAAGCUACCGUUUAAAGUUGUGAUCCAGCUUGCUCUGGACCUGGCUAAGGGGCUGAGCUAUCUUCACUCGCAAAAAAUUGUACACCGUGAUGUCAAAGCAGAAAACAUGCUUAUGGACUCGGAAAGAAAACUGAAAAUCGCUGAUUUUGGAGUCGCUCGUGUUGAGGCUAGUAAUCCAUGCGAAAUGACCGGUACAACCGGAACCCUAGGCUACAUGGCCCCAGAGGUACUCGAAGGGAAGCCUUAUAACCGGAAAUGCGAUGUUUACAGCUUUGGAGUUUGCGUAUGGCAAAUAUAUUGUUGUGAUCUGCCUUAUCCCGAUAUUAGCUUUGCCGAUAUGACUUCAGCUGUUGUUAACCAGAAUCUACGGCCGGACAUACCCCGUUGUUGCCCCAGCUCUCUUGCUAGCAUUAUGAAACGGUGUUGGGAUGCGAAUCCGAACAAAAGGCCGGAGAUGGACGAGGUUGUGAGGCUGCUCGAGUCAAUCGACACCACUAGAGGCGGCGGCAUGAUACCGGAGGGUCAGUUGACGGGCUGUUUUUGCUUUGCCCCGAGUAGGGGUCCGUAAAAUGCUCUAACUUAUUUGAGUUAUUUCAAAACAUUUGUUGUCAAGAGAUAUCCAAUUUUAGAGUAAUUUAUUUCUUGGCCUUUUUUCUUUGGACGAGGAUUGCUCAUUUUGUUCUUACUUUAGUGUCUUAUUAGUAAAUAUAAUGUUUCCAGACUUUCGAAGUGGGA
Molecule: messenger RNA, 1386 nt
Organism: Salvia splendens (bonfire salvia)
Lineage: Eukaryota; Viridiplantae; Streptophyta; Magnoliopsida; Lamiales; Lamiaceae
Product: serine/threonine-protein kinase STY13-like
Exons: 7
Coding region: 131-1219 (362 amino acids)
Biological process (GO): protein phosphorylation
Cellular component (GO): plasma membrane
Molecular function (GO): ATP binding; protein serine/threonine kinase activity
Source: RefSeq, a predicted model, not a curated record